Messenger RNA from Hibiscus syriacus, 416 nucleotides. Its product is annotated as probable receptor-like protein kinase At5g18500. The record is from RefSeq and is a predicted model, not a curated record. The transcript is spliced from 2 exons. Gene Ontology annotation, biological process: protein phosphorylation. Gene Ontology annotation, molecular function: ATP binding; protein kinase activity. Bases 56 to 337 code for a protein of 93 amino acids. NCBI's taxonomy places the organism in Eukaryota, Viridiplantae, Streptophyta, Magnoliopsida, Malvales, Malvaceae.
AUUUCGGCAUUGCAAAACUCUUAUGUAAUGAGGAUUCAAUGAUACAACCAUAACCAUGGCAACCGUUGGGUAUAUGGCACCAGAGUAUGGAACAGAAGGAAUCGUUUUCGACAAAGGAGAUGUGUACAGUUUUGGUAUUCUUCUGAUGGAAACCAUCACAAGAAAAAAGCCCACGGAUGAAAUGUUUUACAGGAGAAAGAAGCUUGAAGAGUUGGGUAAAAGAGUCGAUAUCAUCACCGCUAAUCAAGUUGUAGACGCCAAUUUGCUGAGCAUACUAUUUGGAGGGAACGUUCAGCUGCCGAUGAGUGUGCCUUAUCUAUUUUGCAAAUUGGCUUAGAAUGUUCAGUAGAAUUACCAGAUGAGAGGAUUGAUAUGAAAGAGAUUGUUACGAAGCUGAAGAAGAUCAAAGCUAAGUU